Messenger RNA from Danio rerio (zebrafish), 8847 nucleotides. NCBI's taxonomy places the organism in Eukaryota, Metazoa, Chordata, Actinopteri, Cypriniformes, Danionidae. The record is from RefSeq and is a predicted model, not a curated record.
CCCGGUGCUUGACGCUCCGGAGCCCUAGUUGUCUGAGGAGAAGGGCUUUUUUCAAGGGAUUGUUGAGGAAAAUCACUCUAAUGGGUGUGAGGAAAAGAAUGUGACAAGCUCAGUGAGUGUGUGUAUGUGUGUGUGUGUGUGUGUCCAGUCAGUGCACCUGUCCCUCUCCGUCUCGCGCGCCCAAACUCGGCAGGCAGGCUCGCUCGCAAGGCGGGCGUUUUUAUCCAGUCAGCGGCGCACAACGCGGUCAGCCUGAACAUGACUUCGUCUUACAAUCUGGAUUUUUUGCCCGAGAUGAUGGUGGACGGACGAUUGCUCAGCGCCGGGGAGAGGAUUAACGGUACAGCUGGGAAGAUGAACGGCGCUCUGGAGCAUUCAGACCAGCCUGAUCCGGACGCCAUUAAGAUGUUCGUGGGUCAGAUUCCUCGCUCCUGGUCCGAGAAAGAGUUAAAGGAGCUGUUUGAGCCGUACGGAGCCGUUUACCAGAUCAACAUACUGCGAGACCGCAGCCAGAACCCACCACAGAGCAAAGGGUGCUGUUUUGUCACGUUCUACACAAGGAAAGCUGCCCUGGAGGCCCAGAAUGCACUGCACAACAUAAAGACCUUAACUGGGAUGCACCAUCCCAUACAGAUGAAGCCCGCAGACAGUGAGAAAUCAAAUGCGGUGGAGGAUAGAAAGCUGUUCAUUGGGAUGGUGUCGAAGAAAUGCAAUGAGAACGACAUUCGGGUCAUGUUUUCUCCCUACGGACAGAUCGAGGAGUGCCGCAUCUUACGGGGACCAGACGGACUCAGCCGAGGAUGUGCGUUUGUCACGUUUUCUACCAGGGCUAUGGCACAGAAUGCAAUCAAAGCCAUGCAUCAGUCUCAAACCAUGGAGGGCUGCUCCUCCCCCAUGGUGGUGAAGUUCGCCGACACGCAGAAGGAUAAGGAACAGCGGCGGCUGCAGCAGCAGUUGGCGCAGCAGAUGCAGCAGUUGAACAGCGCUUCUGCCUGGGGCAGCCUGACCGGCCUGACUGGCCUCACCCCGCAGUAUCUGGCAGUAAGAGGACACACCCACGCAGCCACGCCCACCAGCAGCACAGCCAACGCAGCCGCCGCAUUGCUUCAACAAGCAACCUCCUCCAGUAACCUAGGAGCGUUCAGUGGUAUUCAGCAAAUGGCAGGUAUGAAUGCUCUGCAGUUGCAGAAUCUGGCCACUCUAGCAGCAGCAGCGGCUGCAGCACAGAGCUCGGCCAGCCCGUCCACCGCUAGCGCCCUGACCUCCAGCACAGGGUCCCUGGGAGCCCUGGCCAGCCCAGCAGGUUCCACAGCAAACUCCAGCGCUGCCAUGGGUUCCCUGGGUUCUCUGGGGACACUGCAGGGUCUGGCCGGGGCCACCGUGGGCCUCAAUAACAUUAAUGCACUAGCAGGUAGCGUCAACAUUGCUCACAUGCUCUCAGGUAUGGCGGCUUUGAAUGGCGGGCUGGGCAGCACAGGUCUGAGUAACGGGUCGGCCGGGCCUAUGGACGCUCUCACACAGGCCUACUCAGGGAUCCAACAGUACGCGGCUGCCGCCCUGCCCACCCUCUACAGCCAGUCCCUACUGCAGCAACAGAGUGCUGCGGGCAGCCAGAAAGAGGGACCUGAAGGAGCCAACCUGUUCAUCUACCACCUGCCACAGGAGUUUGGGGACCAGGACAUCCUACAGAUGUUCAUGCCUUUCGGAAACGUGGUGUCUGCCAAAGUCUUUAUCGACAAACAGACCAAUCUGAGCAAGUGCUUUGGUUUCGUCAGUUAUGACAAUCCAGUGUCUGCGCAGGCCGCCAUUCAGGCGAUGAACGGCUUUCAGAUCGGCAUGAAGCGUCUCAAAGUCCAACUUAAGCGCUCGAAGAACGACAGCAAACCGUACUGAUCUUAGCACUAGGGCCUCUCUCAUGUUACACUGCUAGGGUAAGUCCCCACUGCUGCCACGGUCACCAAACUGGGACUCCAAGGGGAGGGGGUGCACGAGGGGGGAGUUUCACCCUUUGACCACCAGAGGGAGCCACUCUCCCUAAACCGUCUUUUCAGCUUUUUCAAUUAAUAACAGUAUUAUUAUUAUUAUUUGGUCUCUUUUUUUUUUCUCCUCCACAUGAACGCUUCCAUUUUCCGCCAUUUAUUAUUAUUUUAUUUGUAUGACUUGCGAUGAAUGAACAGCUAUUAUUGGUCAAUUUUUUGAUUCCGUUUAAGUCAUGUGUAAACAUUUUUUUUUAAAGUAAAUAUUUAUACAAUGGCUAUUUCAUUCUAUGAUGAAAACAACAGCAGAAAGUAACGAUGUAUAAAGUAUUAUUUGUUUCUCUUUGUGAACCUGAGGCUUGUAAGGACAAGUAGAGAAGGUUCCGAUAUGAUUAAAGCACCAAUAUGCACAUUAACCUUUGCCCUUUGGCCUCUGGUGUCGGUUCAGGGCUUUGCUGCUCCUUCGAACCCUUGGCCCACUGGCACUAGAGAGGAAAGGGUUAAACCCGCUGUGGCCUCUCUGUAGUCAACGGCAACAACUGCCUAAACAGCUUCCUCAACAAAUACUUGCCGUCAAAUGUUCAGUGAUUUUAUUAAUUUGUUUUUUAGAUUUUUUUUAAAAUUCAUUUUCUGUCAGUAUGUUUAUUUUCGUUUGUGUUUGUUUGUUUGUUUAUUUGUUUUUGAAGAACAAAAAAAAAAUAGUCCGAAUUUAUGCGUCAGAUAAUUGUGGUCUUUGUCCAACAGAAUUUGUGUAGAGCAUUAAAAAAACAAACAUUUUGAUCUGUCGAUGGUUUAAAAAGAAUAAAGCAUUCUAGGUUCUAUGUGGAGGGAUGGGGGACUGAAAACUUGAUAUUUAUCGAAAGAAAAAAAAAACUUAAAUUACAGAAAGCCACAGGCCUGUAAAUUUUAUUUGUAAAAAAAUGCAGUUCUAUUUUUAUACAAAAUUUCUACUGCCUCUGAAGUAAAGGACUUUAUUUAUUAUCUUUUAAGUUAUUGGGUUUGGAAAGUCGUGCUCUAUCCUGAGCCUCGUCCGGUAGUCUUCUUAAACCACACCAUCCGCUGUGUGACACGUACAAAACCCCCUCGUUUUCUUUCUUUCUUUCUCUCUCUCUCGCCUUCCCUCUUGCCAUUUCCCACAAUCCCAUCCGUCACGUCCCCAUCAUACCUGUCUCUUCCUCUUCUCUCUCUCUCUCUUUCGUCAUACGUAGUGUAAAUCUCUCUCUUUUUUACGUUUCAUUGCGUAUUGUUUGGUUUUUGUUCGUUCACUCCAAAAAAAAAAAAAAAACUGAACAGUUUCUCCCAAACGGCGAUCCAUCUGCGGCCUCGGAUUGGGGUUCAGACCGGGAUGGAUACUUUUGGGUGUGUGUCUGUACUGAGGAGAUGGAAUGUGUGUUUGUUCUUGUAAAUGUGUGAGCGAGUGCCUCAUUUACGUGUUGCCAAUCUAUUAGAAUUCUGUGUAUUAUUCGAAAAAAAAAAAUCAAAUGCUAAUGUGAUGUUGGUGAAACGCUGGUUAAUAGCGCUGCUGCUGUUGUUUGUUUGUUUUGUAUGUUUGUAUGUUUGUUUGUUUGUUGUUCUCAUGGUUUAAUGAUGUUAGUUGUGUGCCGGAGCUGUGUGUGUAACUCUCCUCUCCCGUUUUCUUCCCUAGAACUCAUCUCCAUGACUCUAUGCUCAUCGUUUGCCUAGCAUGUCUACGUGGCGUACAAAAAAAAAACGUCUCAUCGUCCCGUCAUUGUUUCUGAUGUCUUUCUGAGUUCUCCUGCUCAUAAUCUGGUCUCCUUUUAACUGAUCUUUGUACUUUGAUCUUAGCCUGAUCUUUUUUGGAGAAAAAAAAAUCGCAUGUGACCUCAUUUUGAGCUUUGUUUUAUUCCUGUUUUUCUUUGGUUUUGCUUUGUUUUAACUGGUGAGGGAGGGAGGGAAGGAAGGAAGGGAGGAAAGACUAAAGAAAAAAAAAAUACAAUAAUAAUAAUGUGAAAACGCUGCAUUCACACUCUAGAGACAGAGUAUAUUUACUAACAUAACCAGAGCAUCAUUUUAAGAAAAUAGAAAAAAAAGAAGAAAAAAAAUUCCUGUGGCAAAACAUUUACGAGUAUUUUCGUUCAUUAUUUUUCCGUUUGUUUUUAUUUGUCCGAUUGUUUUGUUUCUCUCUCUCUUUAUGUUGUUUUUUGUUUCAUUCAUUUAACGUAAACUUGAACGUUCAAUACAGGGAUUGGCGUCGGGACUUACUGUUGGCAAACACUCUUAAUUUGAGGCCUGCCGUAAGAAACCGGCGUCGGUUUCUAAACGAAUAGACUACUUCCACGCAGUUUUAAUAAAAAAAGAAAAAAAAAAGCUGUCUGAUCGAUAUUAGAAUCUCUCAGAGCUUGCUCGUGGUUUUUACAUUUUUCAGGCAGUGUAAAGUUUUUUGAUAAGGCCAUUUUAAGUGGCUUGAUUUCUCAUUAAAGUCUAUAUAAAACCACUUUUUUCUAGAGUAGUAAAGGUAUUAAAAAACACACACACACAUACACACACACACAAGAUUGCCCUGUUUGGGGGGAAAUGCUACCUACGUGUCACACCUUUUGCUGAACUGACUUACAGUUAGACAAUCCGUGGUUUAAAUGCACAUGAAAUGACCUAUAUUUUAUACUGUUUAAAUGUAUAGAGGAAAAAAAAAACAGAGUUUGUGUAACCCGCGGUCCCGUCGGUGCUUUUCGUGGAUAAAGUCGUGGUUUCAUCAAGUCUAACAGUCUUAUUUGUCUCAUGUUUUUAAAGAGAAGACUAAAAAUCAAUUUACUUGAACAAUAGACAAAGCCUUUCAUAAGUACAAUUACUACUAAUUUUGUUUGUUUUUUUGGGUUUGUUUACUUUUAUUCUCGUUUUUUGUUUAGUUUUUGUUUGUUUGUUUAUUUGUUUGUUUGUUCUUUUAAAUAGGAGUCCCUCUUUGCUAAAUUUCUUGUUGGGUAAUUAGCUAUAUAAAAAUCCUUAAAAGUUACAGUGUCGGCUUGUGAAGCAUCUAUGUCAUUCUAUUAUUUUAUUUCUAUUGUGGGAAACAAUAUUUAGAUGUGUUAUGUUGUUCAGCAAAAUGUGAUUUUUUUUUCUUAUAAAGAAAAAAAACAAGAUGAGUGGAAUUUAGUGCCAAAUUCUGACGGUACAUCCUGCCUACAGCUUCAGUGUUUUACUUGUGAAAUUAUUUGAUAACAUGGGUAUUUUAUUACGUAAGUGUUUUGUAUGGAACCCUCAUAUUUAAAGAUAUAGAUUUUAAAAAAAAGGUUGUUAACUUGCUCUUCUGUGGUCUUGUUGCCUGAAAAUGUUCAUGUUUUUUGCUUUUUCUUUCUUUCUUUUCUUUAUUUGUAAAGAUGUAAAAAGUGCCCAUGUGUCAUAAUCGCUCUCACAAGCACACACGCACACACACACACACAUACAUUCACAGGUAAGCACACAUAUGCACGCAUACACACACCUGUGCUAAAGGUUGACCUCACAACCCUCUUUUCUUUGACGGUGUGUGUAUGUGAGCCCCUGAGAUUGAGUCUCAGCAGUUCUCCUUAUGAACACACACACACAUAUACACGUAGAUCCAAUUACACCACAGGGGGCCCAAAAUUGACAGAAAUUACCAUGUGAUGGGAGAAAAUAUUGACGUAUUUCUGUGAAUUGUAAUUUUUGACCAUCGUGACAGCCUCGUCGUUACACAAAUAAUCAUUACAGUUCAGUUAAAAACGUCUCCGUGUAGUCUUGCUUUUUUUGCUGCCUUUAUCAGGACAAUUUUACGUUCGUAGGACAACCAAAUCUCGUCCUGAAGCCAAAGUAGUUCAGUGUGAUCCACGGUUUGCAAUAGCGCCUGUAGCACUUUGCUGUAAACGUUUACACAUCGUUCAAACGGCCCAUAAAACAAAAAUAAUAUUGUUUACAAACGUAGUUUACAGGCAGCCCCCGUCAGACCAGUUUACUUCACUCUAUAGCACUAUUUUAUACCCAAGCUCUGCCGUUGCCUUAACACUUUGAUCAGUAUUAAUGGGCUGGAAUUCAUUGCUGCACAUUUCAAAUGUGUGCCAAGGGUGUCUGCAUGUGUGUGAAUACAGGUGUGUGUCUUCGUUGUGAUUGGUUGUUUGUCGUCCUUUUUGUUUCAAAACCUAAGCCAAAUCUAAAUCUGCCAAACUGUGUGCCGGUUAAAAACGUAAGGGACUCCUUCGUGAAACUAGAACAAAUUUGCAUAUAUUGUUCGCCAAGUAAAAAGUACAUUUUCGUAUGAAUCAAUUAUUUCCUGUAAAAUCAUUCUUAGAUGACAGAAUUUAUUACUAGAUAUUGUGCAGAAAAAUGUUCUUCCUUAAAUUGUUUGUAAAAAAAAGUUCUAUGUAAACCGGACUUGUAUAAAUUGUAUACAGUUGUUCUAUGUAAAUUUUUAAGCACAAUCAGAAUAUUUAUAACAUCCUUCUUUCUGAAAUUUCCAAACAUGUGAAUUUGUUUUUGAAAACCAUACCGUUGUGUUAAAGUAAAAUUUGAGCACAUAAAAUGUUCAUAAAUGUGUUCCUCCUCAAAUUAUUGGCCUUAAACAGAAUGUAUUUCUGUAUAAAUCGUUUGUAAAACCAGCCUUGCGCAAAUUUGUUUUAUGUUCGUACGUACAUUUUUUUAACACAAACAGAACAAUUCAUUUAUAUUUUGUUUAUCAUCGCGUGAAUUACAACCUGUGUCCAUUCGUAUGUAAAUUGCCAUGCACAUGAAUUUGAGUAAACUGUCUGGAAAAAAGCAAGCAGGACAUUUUUACGUCAAAUUUGUCUUGUGUGAAUAAUUCUAAAUACGCAAAAAGAUUCUGGAUUUUUUUUUCCAAUGGUAAACGCAGAACACAUUUCUAUAUAAAUCAUUGAUAAAACCACAAUUUUAUAAAUCUUCACUGUAAGAAAUGCUGGGUUCUACCCAGUUCCUUAAUUUUGUCCCAACACAAAUCGAUUAAGGUAAUGUAAUCAACUUAAUUUUUACAAAUUUAAGUGGAUUGAAUAUAAAACAAUUAAGUUGUCCCCCCAAAAAACUUAAGAAUUGUGGUAAGUAGUUUGAACCAAAAAACUGAUUUUUUGAGUGUUGCGUAAAAUAUAUACAACAAUUUGAAGUAUUUUUUUCCCGCUCAAUUAGAAAAGUUGAUGUAUUAUGUGUUUGUAAAUUUUCUGAAUUUCAAGCUAUGACAAUUCUAAUGAAAUCAUGACACAUAUGCAGAAAGACCUUCAGUAAAUUGCACAUAAACAACAUAUUUUAUUUGUAUUAUGUCGUGAAACUAAACUGUUACGUUUUUUUACAUUGUAUGUAUGAAUGGUUUAAAGAAAGGUUUAUAUAAACAUUUGUUCUGAUUGAGUUUCACGAAUGAGUCCCAAAUAAUGAAAAUAAAUUUCCCCUUAAUGAGUGCAUUUCGCAUUGGGAAGUUAAAGUCAGUCGGUUUAAGAUAUGCUGUUCUUUUUUGCCAAAUUGUAAGACCACUAGCACAAACAUAAAAGCACACUAGCACCGGACAGUAUUAAUACUGAAGAAUCUUUUCGCUUACCCAGUAAGGUAGUAUUUCCAUCCUAAAAUGUUCAAAAGAAAGUGAGGAAUUAUAAUCAAGCAAAAAAAAAAAAAAAAAAAUGUCAAAAACAUCUUCGAUUGACCUCAUAUCCUCAAUAUCACUGCGGUUCGGCUUAUACCUCAGCUCGGGGCUUCUCAGAUAUUGACAUUCUGCUUCGCUCAGCACAUUUAAUCACAAUCAACUUAAGACAAACAGGGUAAAGCUUUCACAAUUUGACAUACACAUAUAUUCGUUGGAUGUUUAGCAAAGCACAAAGUCGCAGGAGCUCUCGCUGAGACUCUUCACUCAGGGGUUUUCCGCACCACACGCAUCUGAAAUCUGUUUGUUGUUUCUUUUGUUUCUUUCUUACUUUCUUUCUUUCUCUUAAGUGCUAUUUAACAAGUGUAUUUUAAAGGACAAAAAAAAGAUGUGUAGUUUCUUUGCAUUUUGGCUUAUGUCAAGUUUUUUGGAAAUGUAUGUGUUUUAUCUAACGUGCCGUAACAAAAGCUUGUCGUCUGUAGAUUAAUAUCAUUUUGUUUGAUUCUAAAAAGAUUUAAAUAGUUUUAAGUAUUGUCUUGAGAAAAGCCAAAGUCAAUGCAUUUCAGUGGAUUAUGUAAGCGUGAUACAUGUUUGUUUGACAACACUUUGGAAAUCUGUCAUUGGAUGGGAAUUUAAAAAGUACAAAAAAAGCAGGCUUUCCUAUUUCUAUCACUGAUUGUACUUAUGCCUUUUGUACCAGUGGAACUUUUUAUACUGGCAAUUAAAGGAAAAAAAAAACAAAAAAAAAAAACUAUUUCUGACAGGCUGCGCGGCCCCAGCCAGGGGCCGUCAGCGACUGGUUCCCGAGUUUGAUUUCUAGUUGGCGUCCAGAACGUUAGGUUUUGAUAUAAAGAUUUUUUAGGAGAACUUUGGCUUGGUAUCUUUAGCCUCCUCUUCUUUGUUCUUCUUCACAUCAAUAUUUGCUUUCCUUGCUUUCUUCUGUUCGUUUGUUCGUUUUUCGGAAAGAGGGUCGAGGAGUUUCCUUUUGGCUUAUAAAUACGUAAUACGGUUUUGUCUUUACAAAGAGUCUUUACAACAGCGGUAAGUUUCAUUUAGUUAAGUAUUGUGCAGUCACCAUGAUAAAGACGAUUAGACGACUUAGAAGUAUUUAGUCACCUUCAGUGGAUAAAUGUAUUAGUUUGACAAACAAGAUAAAAGUAAUUUGAGGACUUUGCUUUUAGCUGUUUAGAUUUUUCUGGUUUCUCUGUCUUUGCUGUUAACCUAACUGUGUAGCUGGAACAGUCAGACUUAUUUUUGUAAAUGUAUGUUCUUGUGUGAUGCAGUUUUUUGCCUCUGUCUCCGAUAUUAAACCAUUUUUCCUAA